GGAAGUCAGGCAACGCCGACCCUAACCAACAAUAUGAAGUGAACUAACCUUAAAGGAUAUUUAAAAUCGAAAACAUGAAUAAAAUUCCAACUUUUCUCGCAAGUCGGGUGUUCUCCAACGCAAUUAAGCGCACCAUUCAUCAAACGAGACAGUUGCGUGGAACCAAAACUUACGAGGGAGAAGGCAAAACCACCCUUAAUAUAUUGAAUAAAGAGGCCGAUGUUGGUCUAAUGAUAGACGCAUUUAGUCAAGUUGGCUUUCGACUGAACAAUGGCAUUACAAUUUUGGGACCUAUGGUGAUUUUUCCUAGGUCCGUUUUGUCGUGGAACAUAAGAGACUUGAAUGACAUAAAUGAGGAGUCAUUGAGUUUAUUUAAAAUACUAGAACCGAAAGUAGACAUAUUAGUAAUAGGCAUAGGGGAUAAAACUGAGAACUUUGAUUUUAUGCAUCAGUUAAUGCCGUUUUCAAAGAAAUUCAAAAUAUCAUUUGAGGUGUUGCCUACAGAACCAGCUUGUUCAACUUUUAAUUUUUUGAAUGCUGAGGGACGAAAUGUAGCUGCGUGUAUGAUCCCCCCUAUGGAUAUAAAGACAACUGAUGAUGAUGAAUUAAACACAAAACUGAGAUAUGCCGAACUCUAUGGCCCAGACUAACUACUGAUAUUCAUGUAUGAACAACUAGGUAAUUAAAUAAAAUAAAUGUUAUUUA
Molecule: messenger RNA, 705 nt
Organism: Aethina tumida (small hive beetle)
Lineage: Eukaryota; Metazoa; Arthropoda; Insecta; Coleoptera; Nitidulidae
Product: NADH dehydrogenase [ubiquinone] 1 alpha subcomplex assembly factor 3
Exons: 4
Coding region: 75-650 (191 amino acids)
Biological process (GO): mitochondrial respiratory chain complex I assembly
Cellular component (GO): mitochondrial inner membrane
Source: RefSeq, a predicted model, not a curated record